Molecule: messenger RNA, 6240 nt
Organism: Conger conger (European conger)
Lineage: Eukaryota; Metazoa; Chordata; Actinopteri; Anguilliformes; Congridae
Product: PH domain leucine-rich repeat protein phosphatase 1-like
Exons: 17
Coding region: 289-5601 (1770 amino acids)
Molecular function (GO): protein binding
Source: RefSeq, a predicted model, not a curated record
ACAGUCCCUCCCGCUUUUCACUUAGCUAGAGUUUCUCCUUGCAGAUAACAUUAGUCUCCAUUAUGGCGAUACCGAUGGCAACGGUGUGGCGCUGACCGCUGGUGCGAGGAAGGAAACAACUGGACCGCUUUGCUAGCUAGCCAGCUAGCCGUAUAUGCUAGAAGAAUGUAACUGUACGAAGUUAACCAGCUACGUGAGUGUCUGGCGUUCUUCGUUUUAGUUUCAUUUGUAUUUAUUUUAUAAAGUAGAAUUCGCUACGUAGCUACAAUAUUUUUCCACUUGCGGAGGAUGGAAGGUGCGCGGUCUGUGGUGUUAGGGGGAAACAGGUUGGCAGAGGAUGAUUCAUUGAAGACGACGGUCGGGACGGGGACAAACGACUCGGAAACGGGCAAAAUAAGUGCCAUUAAGUUUAUGAAGCCCAACGGUGGAUUGUCCACCGCUGGGAACAGAGCGGCAGUGGACGGUUAUGAUGGCGGAGGCGGGGAGGCAAAACCGGAGAGCGAGGGGCUAGCUGUCCCUUUUCAUGUUGCGAUAAGCAAUGGAAAUCACCAAAUCCAAGCUGCUGGCGUUUCUGAAACGACCGCCGCGAAUAAUUUCACAGCGAAAACAUCCAGGAAUGCCGGCAAUUCAUCCGGCAGCAGCAACAUCAACUCGCUGCUGCUGAGAAGGCGGCGACUGAAGAGGAAUUUCUCAGCCGCAGCCACAACUUCUGCGACCUCGUCGGCCGCCUCAUCGGGCGGCAAGAUGCACACCGCCGCUUCGUCCUCGUCCCUCGGCACCAGGAGCCUGGAUAGAAAGGUGCUACUGAGACAGCGGCAGAUGAUGCAGCUACAGCCCUCGGACAGGGAGUGGGUGCGGGCCGAUCUACAGCGGGGGUGCAUACACGUGCAUGACAGGGCCAUGCCCCCCUACCUUAGGCCCGUGUUAUGUACGUUGGAGACGACCGCUGGAGAAAUUGCGCACCGACUCGGCCAACUUGGGAGCAAAGGAGGGUCAGUGGUGAGAGUGGUUGGUAAAGGGGGCCCUGCGACUGACUUCAACGGCAAUUGCAGCGGGAGAUACGGCUUCGGUGAUGCCCACCACAGGCUAAACGAGAACGGCGGCGUUAAGUCUCACGGUUUAGAUUCCCUGAAACCACCGGAGUGCGGAGACGAGCUGUCGACCCAGCCAGGUGACAGAGUGAGGUUACUACUGCUGCCGGAUGACAACCAAAGGCGGCAGCAACAGGAUAUACAUGGAUUCGCGGCCAAUUCACUUUUGGACGGCCUAACCACGGGCAAGUCGUCGGGCAUUACUGUACUCUUAAAUCACGAAGCUAGUUCUCUGGGAGACGAUGAUGUAGACUCAAGGCACAACGGGGCGGACAGCUGUGGGCUUAACUCCGGCUCAGAUAUAGACAGCAGCACUUUCGAUGACCUGAGCUCCGGGCCCCAACUUGGUGGCCACCGGGACUCCCUGAGCGACGGCAUGACCUUGGGGACGGAUGCUUCUAUCCUGAGCCCGGCGGUUGACAGUGCCAUGGAGGGCCUCGACCCGUUUGGGAGCUCAUCCGACGAACUGGAGCUGGACUGUACUUCAUCAAGCUUGGUCAUCGACUCCGUCGCCCAGCCGUUGGAGAGGCAUUCCGCAGACAGCGCUUCCACGGCUAAUAACAACAACGCAGUCAACAGCAGGCUUUGUGGGGGCGAACUGUCAAACUGUGUGGAGGAUGGAACCAACGGCAGAGCCAGCAGCGGCCACGAACGACUCAACGCCGGGAAGCUGCCCUGUAGCCGCGCCAGUAACUCUCUCACCAGGCCUUUGACAGGCAAUGCAGCUGUCAAGCAUGACCCGGCGUACCCUGGUCCUUUGCAGACCGACCGCGGUGAUUUCACCCCGACUCUUUAUGUGCAAAUGCACGGAGAAGCUGCGCGGAGGUUGGGUCAAGACGAAACGCCCCUCCAAAUUCAAAAUGACUACCUCUACAAACUGGGAUUUAAAGACCCUUGGAGGGUGCAAGACGAAGGCAUGGACACCGAAAUUGGCUGCUUGAUCCGUUUCUUUGCAGGGAAGCCUCACUGCGUGGAGGGCUCGGAGCGCGUGCAGCUGUCAGGGACCUACAACGUGCGCAAGGGGAAGAUGCAGCUGCCCGUCAACCGCUGGACCCGGCGCCAGGUCAUCCUCUGCGGCACCUGCCUCAUCGUGUCCUCCGUCAAGGACAGCCAGACCGGCAAGAUGCACGUCCUGCCCCUGAUCGGGGGGAAGGUGGAGGAGGUAAAGAAGCACAGUCACUGCCUGGCGUUCAGCUCCUCCGGGCCCCAGAGCCACACUUACUACAUCAGCUUCGACAGCUUCACGGAGCACCUGCGCUGGCAGCGCCAGGCAGCCAAGAUGGUGUCUCAGCGGAUCAGCUCUGUGGACCUGUCCUGCUGCAGUCUGGAGCAGCUGCCCCCUAACCUGUUCUCCAGCCAGGACCUGACGCACCUCAACCUCAAACAGAACUUCCUGUCCCCGAGCAGGGGCCUGUCCCAGCUGCAGAGGUUCUCCAAGCUGAGGAGCCUGAACCUGUCCAAUAACCACCUGGAAGAGUUCCCCGAGGCGGUGUGCGACAUCCCCACCCUGACCGAGGUCAACCUCUCCUGCAACUACCUGACCUGCGUGCCCAGCACCGUGGGGGCCAUGCAUAACCUGCAGAUCUUCCUCCUGGACGGGAACAGCCUGCAGACCCUGCCCCUGGAGCUGGGGGAGCUGCAGCAGCUGGGGUACCUGGGCCUGUCCUUCAACCAGUUCUCCCAGCUGCCACCCGUGCUCAGCCGGCUGGUUGCCAUGGAGAGGCUGUGCAUGGCGGGGAACAACCUGAGCGCCCUCAACCUGCAGGAGCUGUGCCACGUCAAGGCCCGACAGGUGGACCUCAGGCUGAAUAAGAUCAGCAUCGUGGUGGUGGAGGAGGCGGAGCUCCUGGGUCAUGUGACGCACCUGGACGUGCGGGAUAACGAGCUGCAGCAGCUGGACGCCUCCCUGCUCCCCCGGCUGGAGGUGCUGCGCUGCGACCGCAACCGCCUCACCUCCCUCUGCGCCUCCGGGGAGCUGCUGAAGGGCCUGUACGCCUCCUCCAACGAGCUCAGCCAGCUGGAGGUGUAUCCUGUUCCGGGCAACCUGACCUGCAUGGACGUCUCCAGGAACAGGCUGGAGACUCUGCCGGACUGGGUGUGUGAGAGCAAGAAGCUGGAGGUGCUGGACAUCAGCCACAACCACAUCACUGAGCUGCCUAUAGGGCUGUUCUGCAGCAGUAGUUUGCGGAAGCUGCUCCUGGGUCAUAACCAGCUGCGGAGACUUCCGGAAAGACUGGAGCGCAUGCAGAUGGAGGUGCUGGACAUUCAGCACAACCAGCUGCUGGAGCUGCCCUCCAACCUGUUCCUCAAAGCAGACAGCUUACGGUGCCUGAACGCUUCAGCCAAUAAGCUGGAGAGCCUGCCCCCCUCCAGCCUAUCAGACGACAGCCAGAGCAUCCUGCAGGAGCUCUACCUCACCAACAACCGCCUGACCGAAAAGUGUGUGCCCCUGCUCACCGGCCACGCCCACCUGCGGGUGCUGCACCUGGCCUACAACCACCUGCAGACCUUUCCUGCCAGUAAAAUGGCGAAGCUGGAGGAGCUGGAGGAGGUGGAUCUGAGUGGGAACCAGCUGAAGGCCAUCCCCACCACCAUCCUGAGCUGCCGGCGGAUGCACACGCUGGUGGCGCACUCCAACUGCAUCCAGGUGUUCCCCGAGGUCAUGCAGCUGCUGGAGAUGAAGUGUGUGGACCUGAGCUGUAAUGAGCUCAGUGAGGUGACUCUCCCGGAGAACCUGCCCCCCAAACUGCAGGAGCUGGACCUGACCGGUAACCCCCGCCUGUCCCUGGACCACAAGACCCUGGAGCUGCUCAAUAACAUUCGAUGUUUCCGGAUAGACCAGUCCUCCGCGUCCUUCUCCGUGACUGAGGGCCCCGGGGCCCCGGCGGUAUGGAGCCAUGGUUACACAGAGGCCUCUGGAGUGAAGAACAAGCUCUGCGUGGCGGCCCUGUCGGUGAAUAACUUCCGGGAGAGUCGCGAGGCGCUGUACGGGGUGUUUGACGGCGACAGGAACGUGGAGGUGCCCUACCUGCUGCAGUGUACCAUGAGUGACGUGCUGGCUGAGGAGCUGCACAAGACCAAGAGCGAGGAAGACUACAUGACCAACACCUUCCUCGUCAUGCAGAGGAAGCUGGGCACGGCGGGGCAGAAGCUGGGCGGCUCGGCGGCCCUGUGCCACAUUAAGCACGACCCCCUGGACCCGGGCGGCUGCUUCACCCUCACCGCCGCCAACGUGGGCAAGUGCCAGGCCAUCCUGUGCCGGGACGGCAAGCCCCUGCCCCUGUCCGUCACGCACAACGUGGGCCUGACCGAGGAGUACCACAGGGUGCGGCAGCACAAGGCCAUCGUCACAGAGGACAACAAAGUGAACGGAGUGACGGACUCCACGAGGAUCAUGGGAUACUCCUUCCUGUACCCGUCGGUGAUCCCGCGGCCGCACGUGCAGACGGUCACCCUCACCCCGCAGGACGAGUUCUUCAUCCUGGGCAGCCGGGGCCUGUGGGACAGCGUGACCCCCGAGGAGGCGGUGGAGGCGGUGCGGAACGUUCCGGACGCGCUGGCGGCCGCCAAGAAGCUGUGCACGCUGGCGCAGGGCUACGGCUGCAACGACAGCCUGAGCGCCGUGGUGGUGCAGCUGAGCGUGAGCGAGGACUGCUGCUGCUGCUGCUGCGAGCCGCCCAGCCCGGGGCCCUUCCCCUGCCCCGCCCUGCGCCCGGGGCCCUUCCCCUGCCCCGCCCCGCGCCCGGCCGAGGCGCUGCCCACGCCCUCGUCCUGCAGCGAGAUGAGCAGCGAGGUGUCCGCCUCCGAGAUGAGCAGCGAGGUGGGCUCCACCGCGUCGGACGACCCGCCGCAGGGCGGGCUCCUGACCCACGAGCCGGCCCCCGCGGGGCCCCCGGGGCCGCCGGAGCCGCCGGCGCGCUGCUGCGCGCUGCACGCCGUGUGCCUGGCCGGGGCCUUCCGCCGCCAGCUCUCCGGCGCCCUGUCCGACAACGGGCUGGACAGCGAGGACGAGGAGCCCAUCGCCGGCGUCUUCUCCAACGGCAGCCGGCUGGAGGUGGAGGCCGACAUCCACUGCCUGAGGGCCCGCGAGAUGGCCGCCCUCGCCCGCCUGUCCCUGGCCCCGGCCCCGGCCCCGGCCCCCGCCCCGCCCGAGACCGCCACCGACCCGGGGGCGGAGCCCGGCGCGGGCGAGCCCGAGGGGGGCGGGGCCAGGGGCGCGGGGGGCGGGGACUGCGGCCGGGGCAACACCGCCACCCUGGGCAGGCGCCGUGGCAACGGCUCGGUGGCCCCGCCCGAGAGGAGCCACAACCUGAUCGAGGUGGCGGCCGACGCCCCCGCCAAAAAGCCCGGCGGGUACUUCACGGCCCCGGCCCAGCCGGACCCCGACGACCAGUUCAUCAUCCCGCCCGAGCUGGAGGACGAGGUGAGGGAGCUGAUGAAGCAGCACCAGCAGCAGCAGAGAGCGCCCCCUGCUGACCCUCCCGCGGACUGCUACGACACGCCGCUCUGAGACUGCCUCUGUGGUGUAUACCUUAUUUUACAUAGUUAACAUUCCCCCUCCCGUCCCUGCUCCAUUCCCCACAAGUAAAUUACACUGCAAUGUCUUAUUUUAUUUUAUUUUAUUUUAUUUUAUGAGCUCAACACUAGUUUAAUGCAUUACUGCUUACACAAACAAAUUAAGGUUAAUAUAUUUUACAUUUUACCAUAUCAUUUUAUGACUUAUAAAGAUAUGCUGAAAAGCACUUUUUUUAAUGAAAAAUCUUUUAUUUCAAAUUAAUUGUAUGUCGGAUGGUACAUAUAAUACCAUGUUUAACUAUUAUAGGUAGAGAAGUUUAAUAUUUCUUCAGUAAAUCAUGGCUUUUGGCCUUUAAAAAGUCAUAGAAAUUUGUAGAAAUUUUGAAGACUAACUCCUAGGAGUUGCUUACUCAAUAAUGUGACUUAGUCACUGAAAUAUACUAAUCUUCUCUGAGAGAAAAGGUGAUUUUUUUUCAAUGAUUGACUGUAAAUAGGGUAAAUGUUGUAUAGUGAUGUUGGAUUGUCAGGAAGCAGAGAGAGUGCCUGGGUCACUGAAGACGUCUGGCAGUGUGUGGGAGAUCUGUGACUGGUCACCUGGAGGGUCAGAACACACACACACACACACACACACACA